Pundamilia nyererei is the source of this 3590-nucleotide messenger RNA. It is a transcript of the gene mthfd1b, whose product is annotated as methylenetetrahydrofolate dehydrogenase (NADP+ dependent) 1b. Gene Ontology annotation, molecular function: formate-tetrahydrofolate ligase activity; methylenetetrahydrofolate dehydrogenase (NADP+) activity; ATP binding. Gene Ontology annotation, biological process: tetrahydrofolate interconversion. The transcript is spliced from 27 exons. NCBI's taxonomy places the organism in Eukaryota, Metazoa, Chordata, Actinopteri, Cichliformes, Cichlidae. Gene Ontology annotation, cellular component: cytosol. Bases 139 to 2943 code for a protein of 934 amino acids. The record is from RefSeq and is a predicted model, not a curated record.
GUUUCCCGACUCACUUUGAAGAAACCUUUUAGAAGUAGUUAUUACCACUUGCGAGCCACGCUCCUCUACUUACAAGUCAGUGAGCGUGCAGACCAGCUACUACCGUCACCAGAAGAGCAGAGACCAUCCCAGGGAAAGAUGCUAGCUCAGAUCAUAAGCGGUAAAGAGGUUUCAGCGCAGGUGAGGGAGCGUCUGAAGAAGGAUGUCGAGCAGUUGAAACUUAAGAAUCCCAACUUCAGGCCUGGUCUAGUGGUUUUACAGGUUGGAGACCGCGAUGAUUCAAAUCUGUACAUCAGCAUGAAGCUCAAAGCAGCAGCAGAGAUUGGAAUAAAUGCAAUGCAUUUGAGACUUCCCGCGACCGCAACAGAGGAGGAGAUUCUUCACAGUAUCACAGAGGUGAACAAGAACUCUUCUGUCCACGGUCUCAUCGUUCAGCUGCCUUUAGAUUCAGUCCAUGAAAUCGACACAGAGAAGGUCACGAACUCCGUGGCCCCAGAGAAGGACGUAGAUGGACUGACCAGCAUAAAUGCGGGGAAGCUGUCCCGUGGGGAUCUGGGCAACUGCCUCAUCCCCUGCACGCCAAAUGGCUGCAUGGAGUUAAUCAAACAGACGGGCGUUUCUGUGGCAGGGAAGAGAGCGGUCGUGAUUGGGCGCAGUAAGAUUGUGGGCGCACCCAUGCAUGAUUUGCUGCUGUGGAAUCACGCCACCGUCACCACCUGCCACUCUAAAACCGUCGAUCUUGCCGCAGAGGUGGGUAGAGCAGACAUCCUGGUUGUUGGUAUUGGAAAAGCAGAGAUGGUAAAAGGAGAGUGGAUCAAGAAAGGAGCAGUGGUCAUUGACUGUGGCAUCAACCACGUUAUAGAUGAGACUAAAUCCAGCGGAAAGCGUGUUGUGGGCGACGUCCAUUUUCAAUCAGCCAAAGAACAGGCCGGCUUCAUCACCCCUGUGCCUGGUGGAGUGGGACCUAUGACUGUGGCCAUGCUGAUGGCGAACACCGUGCUGAGUGCAAAGCGCUUCCUGGAGAGCCAUCAGGCAGGAAAGUGGAACAUUUCUUACACCAGACUCAAUCUCCGAAAGCCAGUGCCAAGUGACAUAGUGAUUUCUCGCUCCUGCGCAGCCAAGUCCAUUGACAGUCUGGCCAGAGAAGUGGGAUUGUUUUCUGAUGAAGUAGAGCUCUAUGGCAAGACUAAGGCAAAGGUCCAGCUGACUAUCAUCAAGCGCCUUCAGUCCCUGCCAGAUGGAAAAUAUGUAGUGGUCACUGGCAUUACUCCCACGCCUCUGGGUGAAGGUAAGAGCACCACAACCAUCGGUCUGGCACAAGCCAUGGGUGCUCACAUGAAGCUCAAUGUGUUUGCUUGUGUCCGACAGCCUUCUCAGGGACCCACAUUCGGCAUUAAAGGCGGUGCUGCAGGAGGUGGAUAUUCUCAAGUUAUUCCAAUGGAAGAGUUUAAUCUCCAUCUCACCGGUGACAUUCAUGCCAUCACAGCUGCCAAUAACUUGGUGGCUGCUGCUGUCGAUGCCCGCAUAUUCCAUGAAGCAACACAGUCUGAUAAGGCUCUGUAUAACCGUUUGGUGCCACUCAGUGGAGGAGAGAGGACGUUCUCCCCGAUCCAGAUCAACAGACUCAAAAAACUGGGAAUACAGAAGACUGAGCCCUCUGCUCUCACUGAGGAGGAGAUCAACCGCUUUGCCCGCCUGGACAUCGACCCAAGCUCUGUUACCUGGCAGAGAGUGCUGGAUACCAAUGAUCGAUUCCUGAGGAAGAUCACUAUCGGCCAGUCGCCCACUGAAAAGGGAUACACAAGAGAGGCCCAGUUUGACAUCACUGUGGCCAGCGAAAUCAUGGCGGUGCUCGCCCUCACCAGCAGCCUGGAGGAUAUGCGGCAGCGCCUGGCUAAGAUGGUCGUAGCCACCAGUCGGAGGGGAGAUCCCAUCACCACCGAGGAUCUGGGCGUGAGUGGCGCUCUGACUGUGCUGAUGAAAGAUGCCAUCAAGCCAAACCUGAUGCAGACGUUGGAGGGGACUCCUGUGUUUGUUCAUGCUGGCCCCUUUGCCAACAUUGCCCACGGAAACUCAUCAAUCCUGGCUGAUAAAAUUGCUUUGAAGCUGGUUGGACCUGAGGGCUUUGUAGUGACAGAAGCUGGCUUUGGUGCUGACAUCGGCAUGGAGAAGUUCUUCAACAUCAAGUGCCGCUACUCGGGCCUGAGGCCUCAUGUUGUGGUGUUGGUGGCGACCAUCCGAGCUCUAAAGAUGCAUGGAGGAGGACCAACAGUCACUGCUGGGAUGCCACUGCCUAAGGAAUAUGUGGAAGAGAACUUUAAUCUGCUGGAGAAGGGCUGCAACAACAUGAGGAAGCAGAUCGAAAAUGCAAAGCACUUUGGUGUGCCUGUGGUGGUAGCAGUGAAUGCUUUCAAGACAGACACGGAGGCUGAGCUGGACUUGGUGUGCACCUUGGCUAAAUCUGCAGGAGCAUUUGAUGCUGUGCGAUGCUCUCACUGGGCCGAGGGUGGCGCUGGUGCUGUGGCACUUGGCGAGGCCGUCCAGAAGGCCUCUAGCGCCCCCAGCAACUUCAAGUUCCUGUAUGAUUUGGACCUUCCUAUUGCUGAUAAGAUUCGAAUAAUUGCUCAGAAGAUCUAUGGAGCAGAUGAUAUUGAGCUUCUGCCUGAGGCCCAACACAAGGUGGCGCUCUACACCAAGCAGGGAUUCGCGAAUCUUCCAGUUUGCAUGGCAAAGACCCACCUGUCACUGUCACAUGAAGCAGAAAAGAAAGGUGUGCCCAAAGGAUUCAUCCUGCCAAUCAGAGACAUCAGAGCCAGUGUGGGCGCUGGCUUUCUGUUCCCGUUGGUUGGCACAAUGCCCACCAUCCCUGGCCUCCCCACUCGGCCUUGUUUCUAUGACAUCGACCUGGACCCCGAGACCGAACAGGUCAAUGGACUCUUCUGAGAGAAAAAAAAACAGGUCCUCACACCCUUUGAUGGUACGAAACAUAGUUAAGACAUAAAGCCAUGCAGCAGAGUGCAUCAUCAGCAGAUCAUAACUGUUUCAUUCUUAAUGUGUAGACAUUAACCCAUCAGUCCUCUGAGCGCCAAAGAAAUGUGAAGAAGAACCAACUGGAAGCACCUCAAACUCGUCUGCUGUUUUUGUUGUUUCUCAUAUUAACACUGAUGUCUGUAAAGCUGCUGAUGAUAGAUCAGGACAGUCUUUCUCCCUGCUAUCAGGCACGUGUUGUUCCGUUAUAUUGCUGACUGAACAUGCACAUUUCACAUCUCAGAUUGCCCAGACUGUAUUUACUAACUACUUGUGUAUAUUUUGUGAGCACCACACCAGAGGCAUUUCCUUCAGUUCAGUCUUUAACAAGCUGUGCCCUUCGGAUAAAGGUUUUAUUACAUAAGUAAGUCUUAAUAAGAAAUGCUGCCCUAAAACAAAAUUAUAAUUUGUUUAAUCCCAUCUAAUUGCAUUUAUAAAGUCUCCUUUCUCUGUCUUUGUUUUAAUUAACACUCGGUAACAUUUUUUGAAAAGUCGCCAUCAUUGCUGUGAAGCUCACUGGCCAUGUCAUUGUAAAAGCAGUGAUUUCCUCAUAUCUGUGAAAU